This is a messenger RNA of Ambispora gerdemannii, 519 nucleotides long. Lineage: Eukaryota; Fungi; Glomeromycota; Glomeromycetes; Archaeosporales; Ambisporaceae. The record is from the annotation of a GenBank genome assembly.
AUGAUAAAAUUUGGUCUCCUAUGUACUGCCAUCCUUGCGUGUUUGAUUGCGGUAGCGCACACUCAGAGCGACGACUGCCAGGUGUGCAUAGCUGCGUACAAUCAGGUAUUGACCUGCACCGGCGCUACUGCUAUUUCUCAAAUCCAAUAUAUACAGAAAGAAAUACUCGUACCGUGUAUGUGUAAUCAGAAUUUCAUUAAUGGGGGUGCGAGAUGUCCUUAUUGCCCAUCUUCCGGUGAUUCAGCAUCCGAUGUCGUUACUAUCGUUUCUACAUGUCAAAAAUACGGUCACUCCGUGACGAUGCCUAGCAGCCCGGAUAGCAGUCAAAACUCAACAUCAACUGGUGGUGGUCUUAGCAAAGGUGCUAUCAUUGGCAUUGGCAGUGGUUCUGCUGUCUUGGGUUUUACUGCCGCUGCAUUGGGCGUUUAUUACAGGUGGUUGCAGAUCAAAAAAAUAAAGGAGCAAGAAACAAAAGAGCAAGAACAACGGGCGCAAUUUAUUCAACAUCAAUUCAUGUAG